This is a messenger RNA of Dendrobium catenatum, 1032 nucleotides long. Its product is annotated as chlorophyllase-2, chloroplastic-like. The transcript has 2 exons. Gene Ontology annotation, biological process: chlorophyll catabolic process. Bases 83 to 1006 code for a protein of 307 amino acids. Gene Ontology annotation, molecular function: chlorophyllase activity. The record is from RefSeq and is a predicted model, not a curated record. NCBI's taxonomy places the organism in Eukaryota, Viridiplantae, Streptophyta, Magnoliopsida, Asparagales, Orchidaceae.
ACACGCGCAUGCUUACUGAGAGAGGACUGAAUAAGAGAUCAGCGAGGACCAGAGAAGAGAAAGAAGAAGCUCAGAAUUUAACAUGUCUUCUCCUUGUCAUGUCUUCAAGACUGGCAAGCACACAGUGAAGCUCAUCAGCGUCCAACAGGAAGACAGCCAGGGCUCUGCAUCUUCACCUCCACCGAAGCCCUUGCUGGUUUCAGCGCCUUGCGAGGAAGGGGAGUUUCCUGUUUUGGUUUUCCUUCAUGGAUUCCUUCUCUAUAAUUCCUUCUACACUCAGCUUCUUCAACACAUCUCCUCUCAUGGCUUUAUUGUGGUCGCCCCUCAGCUGUACACCAUUGCAGGACCUGAUUCCUCUGAAGAGAUUUCUGAUGCAGCAAAAACAACAGAUUGGCUAAUCAAUGGCCUGGUUCACAUCCUCCCUAAUCAAGUUCAGCCAAAUCUCAACAAACUAGCCAUUGCCGGUCACAGUCGUGGCGGAAAAGUUGCAUUUGCUCUAGCUCUAGGCUAUGCCAAGACCUCACUCACCUUUUCGGCUCUAAUGGCAUUCGACCCGGUCGACGGGAUGGACAAAGGAAAGCAGACCAAUCCACCCAUCCUCACCUACAUUCCUCACUCAUUUGAGCUAAAAAUGGCUGCUUUGGUGAUCGGUUCGGGCCUCGGCGGGCUUAAGAAGAAUCUUUUCUUUCCUCCUUGUUCUCCCCAGGGAGUGAGCCACCAGGAUUUCUUUGAUGAAUGCAAAUCUCCUGCUUGCCACCUUGUGGCCAAGGAUUAUGGACACUUGGACAUAUUGGAUGAUGAGACCAAGGGGAUUAGAGGAAAAGCUACUUAUUGCUUGUGUGCGCAUGGCAAGGCAAGGGAGCCUAUGAGGAGUUUUGUGGGUGGAGCCUUGGUGGCAUUUAUGAGAGCUUAUUUGGAGGGUGAUAUGGAUGAUUUGUGGAGCCUAUGGGACAAUCCAGAGCUGGCAAUACCUGUUGCGGUAUCAAUAGCUUGUUUUCAGGACUGAAGAUUUGUGAGAGCUGCAUGUAUAUA